AUGGUUUAUCUAAAAAAUUUAUUAAAAAAUUGGAGUACGUGGCCGCAGUGGUUCGCCGCUUUUGACAUAUUUUUAAUGGCCUUCGUCUCUGGUCUCGAAACUGGAUGGGCUUCUCCGUCGUUAGCGAAAUUAAUCAGUAUUAAUUCAUCAUUACCAAUAAAUGAAUAUCAAGCAUCAUGGAUAGCAUCAUUAUUGAACACAGGACGUUCAUUUGGUGCAGUAUUAGGACUAAUAAGUACAGAAUACUUAGGAAGUAAAACAUCACUAAUUUAUAACGCAUAUAUACACGGAAUUGGUAUGAUAUGCUUAUUGUAUGUUUACUCAGUUAAUUGGCUCUAUGCAUCACGUUUUAUUGUUGGUCUUGGCUCCGGAAUGUGGGCAAGUAUAUUUCCAAUUUAUAUUGGGGAAAUAUCAAACCCUAAAAUACGUGGUGCAUUAGUUUGUCUUAUAUCCAUUGGCAUGCCAAUAGGUUUUAUAUUCGGCAACAUAAUAGGUGCUUACACUGAAAUGUGGAUAUUUGGAAUAAUUAGUUUAGUGCCAGUAUUAUUGUUCCUAAUUUUGUUUAUGUGGUUUCCUAAAACCCCCCACUUUCUUGUGCUGAAAGGCCAGAUAGACGACGCACUGAUUUCAAUCGAAUGGUACCAGCGUGACGCAAAUGCAAUUCUUGACUUGGUUUCGAUAAAAAAUUUCGUCGAGGAAAAACGAUUUUUGAACGCUGCUGAUUACAUUAAAUAUCUAAUGCUGCCAUUCAAUCGCAUCGCCCUGAUUAAAGUUAACACCGUGCAUUUCUUGUUACAAAUGAGUGGAUUUUGCACCGUCAGUUACUAUAUGGAAAUAAUAUUAACUCAAGCACAAGUGACAUUGAUGGAUACUGCAUUAGCAGUACCAACUAUCGCGGGAACAGCACUAAUAGGUGGUGUUAUAUCGAUAUAUACCUGCGAUAAAUUAGGUCGGAAAGUUCUCUUAAGUACCAGCAGUAUGUGUAUAGCGUUGAGUAUGUUUGCUAUCGGGAUCUAUUUUCAUCUAUUGGAUUCAAAGUUUGACAUUAUGUCGUACGAUUCGGUGAUAUUAUUUUUUUUCAUAAUGAUUGAAUUUUCUGUUUACUUGGGAAUCGACCCCAUAUUAGGAACUAUUAAUAGCGAAAUAUUUUCACCAAACAUCAAAAUAAUUGCCUGUUGCUUAACUAAUUUUAUGUCUGGGUUAUUUGCAUCCAUCGCAACGCAAUUUUAUCAAACAUUAGUUGACGCGAUUUCUUUAAAGUGUGUGUUUUAUUUUUAUGGUAUAAAUAUGACAUUGUUAGCGGUGUUUGUGUGGUACGCUCUUCCGGAAACUAAAGGAAAGUCACUACAAGAGAUUCAAGAUAUGUUGAAGAAAAAAUUUGGACUUGAAAUUUAUUGA
Cotesia congregata is the source of this 1398-nucleotide messenger RNA. The record is from the annotation of a GenBank genome assembly. NCBI's taxonomy places the organism in Eukaryota, Metazoa, Arthropoda, Insecta, Hymenoptera, Braconidae.